This is a messenger RNA of Aspergillus luchuensis, 1074 nucleotides long. Its product is annotated as sugar phosphate isomerase/epimerase family protein. NCBI's taxonomy places the organism in Eukaryota, Fungi, Ascomycota, Eurotiomycetes, Eurotiales, Aspergillaceae. The record is from RefSeq and is a predicted model, not a curated record. The coding region runs from base 1 to 1074 and encodes 357 amino acids. The transcript has a single exon.
AUGUCCCCCACACCAAACAUCGACAUCGACAUCACCUCCAUCCCCCUCAGCUACGCAACCUGCUCCCUGGGCUCCCCCAGCACAACCCCGCUAGAAACCAAACUCACCACUCUCCGCUCCGCCUCCUUUACCGGCAUCGAGCUCGCCUUCCCGGACCUCCUCGCCUACGCCAACACCCACAACCCCGGCACCACCCAGAUCCUACCAACCGACUACCCGGCCCUCAUCCACGCGGCAGCCUCAAUCCGCUCACUAUGCGAAUCCCACAACCUGCGGACCAUGAUGCUCCAACCCUUCGCCAACUUCGAGGGAUGGCCUCGCGGUUCCGCAGAACGAGAGGACGCGUUCUCCCGUGCAAAAGGGUGGAGUGAGAUUAUGGAAGCGUUGGGGACGGAUCUAUUACAGAUCGGGUCGACGGAUACUCCGGAGGAGAAGCUAUGUAGAAAGAAUGGUGGUGUGGAUAGGGAGGCAGUGGUGGAGGAUCUGCGUGAGCUGGCUGAUUUGCUGGGGAGGAAAGGACAGCGGAUCGCGUACGAGAACUGGUGUUGGAGUACGCAUGCACCGAAUUGGAAGGAUGUAUGGGAGAUUGUUAGGGAUGUGGGGAGGGAGAAUGUCGGGUUGUGUUUGGAUACGUUUCAGACGGCUGGGGGAGAGUGGGGGGAUCCGACGGCUCCUGAGGGGGUGGUUAGUGGUGGUGAGGAUGAUGUGAGGAAGAGGUAUGAAUAUAGUUUGGAGGAGUUGGCGAGGACGGUUCCUGCCGAGAAGAUCUUCCUCUUGCAGGUGUCGGAUGCGUAUAAGCCACUUACUCCGUUUGAGGAUGAGGUGGUGGAUGGGGCGAGGCCGAGGGCGCGGUGGAGUCAUGAUUUUAGGCCGAUGCCGUAUCAUGGGGGGUAUUUGCCUAUUGAGGAGGUGGGGAGGGCGGUCUUGAGGACGGGGUUUAGGGGGUGGUUUAGUAUGGAGAUUUUUGAUGGGGGGAAAACGGGGGAGGAGGAGAUUGGGGAUGUGGAGGGGUUUGCGAGGGAGGCGAUGGGUAGUAUGAGGAGGUUUUUGGAGAGGUGUGCGGAGGGUCUUUAA